Molecule: messenger RNA, 3849 nt
Organism: Mesocestoides corti
Lineage: Eukaryota; Metazoa; Platyhelminthes; Cestoda; Cyclophyllidea; Mesocestoididae
Source: the annotation of a GenBank genome assembly
AUGGAGGAGACUUCAAAGACGCCUGCACAGCUAAAAAAGGAAGCCAAAAGGCUGGAAAAAUUGGCAAAAUUUAAUGCGAAACAAACCAAACUUGCUGGUCAAAAUAAUGUGAAGCCGAAACCCAAGCAAGAAAAAACCAUCGUCCUGCCCUCCAAAACUGAGUUACCAACUGCCGACGAAAAUGGAAAAAAGGAUGUUUCCGGGAAAAUGCCAGAGUCUUAUUCACCUAAGUACGUUGAAGCCCUGUGGUACCAAUGGUGGGAGAAGUCGGGCUUUUUCACUCCUGAGUACUGGGCUUCUAGGGACACCCUGAAAGAAGCGAGAAAGAAGUUUGUGAUCGUAAUUCCACCGCCAAAUGUCACGGGUACCCUUCACUUGGGCCACGCGCUGACCAAUGCCUUGGAGGACGCCAUCGUGCGUUGGCACCGGAUGCGCGGCGAAAUAACUGUCUGGGUUCCCGGCUGCGACCAUGCAGGCAUUGCUACUCAGGUUGUUGUCGAGAAGAAAUUGUGGCGUGACAGGAAGGUCACACGGCACGAUAUCGGACGCGACGCUUUCGUCAAGGAGGUCUGGAAAUGGAAAGAAGAAAAGGGUGAAAACAUUUACCACCAGAUCCGCGCUUUGGGCAGCUCCUGUGAUUGGACCCGCGCCUCUUUCACCAUGGACCCGAACCUGAGCCGUGCCGUGACGGAGGCCUUUGUGCGAAUGCACUCCGCCGGUCUAAUAUACCGCGGCGUGCGCCUCGUCAACUGGUGCUGCACCCUCCAGUCGGCCAUUUCGGACAUCGAGGUGGACAAGAUUGAGUUGUCGGGUAGAACAGCUCUCACCGUGCCUGGUUAUGAGAAACCUGUCAUAUUCGGUGUCCUCGCGUCUUUUGCAUAUCCCAUCGCUGACAGUGAGUCCGGCGAGGAGUUGGUGGUCGCGACAACGCGUCUUGAGACAAUGCUAGGUGAUACGGGCAUAGCUGUACACCCCGACGACCAGCGUUACGCGCACUUAAUCGGCCGAUUCGCCGUCCACCCGUUCGCCGUGCCGGAGCGUCGCCUGCCGAUAGUGGGUGACACUUUUGUGGACCGCGACUUCGGCACGGGAGCGGUCAAGCUCACGCCAGCUCACGAUCCGACGGACUAUGAUGUCGGUCUUCGACACAACUUGCCUUUCAUCACGUGCAUCGAUGAGACAGGGCUCAUGACGAAGGAGGCAGGACCGUUUGCUGGGCUGAAGCGCUUCGAGGCCAGACUCGCUGUGCGUAAGGCGCUGGAGGAGCGAGGUCUGUUCCGCGGGGAGGUGGACAAUCCAAUGGUCGUGCCCACCUGCAGUCGGACCAAGGACGUCAUUGAACCCCUGCUCAAGCCCCAGUGGUAUGUCCGCUGUCAGGAGCUAGCUGACAGGGCCGUGAAAGAAGUUUCGGAGGGUCGGCUGAAAAUAACCCCUGCACCUUACGUAAAUACCUGGUACGCCUGGCUUCGGGAUUGUCGCGACUGGUGUAUCUCCCGGCAGCUUUGGUGGGGUCAUCGGGUGCCUGCCUAUCUGGUCUCAUUGCGGUCAAACAGCAGCGAGGAAUUCCGGCAGCUCGAAUCUUCGGACAACACCUCGUGGGUAAUCGGGCGAGACGAGUCGGAGGCGCUGGCGAUUGCCGAGAAGCGCUUCAACGCCAAGCGAACGGACAUCCGUUUGACCCAAGACGACGACGUCCUGGACACCUGGUUCUCCUCCGCGCUCUUCCCCCUCUCCGUCUUCGGGUGGCCCGAUGAACACGCCCCCGACUUCCCCCUCUACUACCCUGGAAGCCUGCUGGAGACCGGUCACGACAUCCUCUUCUUCUGGGUCGCGCGAAUGGUCAUGAUGGGGCUGUUUUUCACGCAAAAGCUGCCCUUCACCCAGGUCUACUUGCACCCCAUGGUCCGCGACGCCCAUGGGAAAAAGAUGUCCAAGUCUCUUGGAAAUGCUAUCGAUCCUGUCGACGUUAUCCAUGGAAUUUCCCUUCCUGAUCUGCAAGCGAAACUGCUGACCGGGAAUUUGGACCCGACUGAGUUGAAACGCGCCACAGCCGCACAGGCCAAGGACUUCCCGAACGGCAUUCCCGAGUGCGGCACCGAUGCUUUGCGUUUCGCGCUCUGCUCCUACACCACGUGUGGCCGCAGCAUCAACCUCGAUAUCCUGCGCGUUCAGGGCUACCGCUUCUUCUGUAACAAGUUGUGGAAUGCUGUAAGGUACGCCAUUUACCACUGCCUGGGGGAGUCCUACGUGCCACCCAAGUCCGCCUCGUCCCUUAUCACAUCUCACUUGUCGGGCACCGAUCGGUGGAUUCUCUCGCGUCUGGCGCAUGCCGUCGAAAACAGCAACUCCGGCUUCACCGACUACGUAUUCCCUCGAGCCACCACGGCCUGUUUCAAUUUUUGGCUCUACGAGUUUUGUGACGUCUAUCUUGAGUACUCAAAGCCGCUGGUGAAGUCGUUGGAAGUGGCAACAGGUCGUUCGGCAACAGUUCGUCAUGUUGUCUACACUUGUUUGGACGUCGGACUGCGUCUCCUUCAUCCCUUCAUGCCUUUUGUCACCGAGGAGCUCUUCCAGCGUCUCCCGCGACGUGAUCCCGCAGCUGACCCACCUUCCAUUUGCGUCACGCCGUACCCCACCCUUGCUGAAAUAAGUGACUGGAAGACGGUGGCGAGCGACUCGACGUCCGCGGGGUUCCAAUUGGCAUUCAGUCUGGUCCACCGUCUGCGCUCGCUGUACAGCACCUACAACCUUCGCGUGUCCGGCGGCCCGCAGCACUUCCCUGAGGCGGCCCUCGUUGCGUCGGACGAGACCCUCGCUUGUUUGCGCUCCGGCGGAUUCCUGGAGGACAUUGUCAUGCCGCUGGGCAAAUGUCGGGUCGUUGCCAUGGCAUCCUCCAAAUCCUCUGUGGACACAGAGGGUUGCAUAAUGGCAACGGUGUCAGCGACGGAUGCGCUUGUGGCUCAGGCUCCACCCUCAACUGACGACGGUGUGGCUGCUGACGAGUCGGACUUGACGGAGGACGGAGCCGUGGAAACAGAGGAGGUGCCGUGCAACGACACAGACCAGCCAGUCGCGACUUGUCAGCUCUACCUCCGGCUGGUCGGUCUGAUCGACUCCAAGGCUGAGGUAGCUCGUGUGAACCAACGAAUUCUGCAGAUUCGCAAAUCAAUCGAUUCCCUACUGACCGUCCGCUCGCGUCCACAGUACUCACAAAAAGUACCACUUGCAAAGCAGAAUUUGGACUUGCAGAAGGUAAGGCUAAAGGCCCCUCUGAGUGCGCUGCAGUUGGAACUGAGUGGUUUGUCGGAAGUAGCGGAAAAUCUGCAGUCGUUUGUCGAUACCGAAGCAUCCGUGGACGAGCAUCCGCUCGUCGCGCUGACGCGCCUCUGCUACCACAAGGCAAGGCAAGAUGCGCCUCUUCCCCAGGACCUCUUCGACCUCCAAGCUCAACUUGAGGCCGUCGUAGCCCAUGCUCCUCCCCACGGCGAGGCGAUUGCAUUGGCGGAGAUUAAACAGCUGGUCUCCUGGAGCCUCGUGACCCUUGUCGAUGGUGACGAGGUGGUGGCGAGGAGGUGGCGCGAAUUCCUCGAGCGCCUGCUCGAGUCCGGGCGGCCCUUUCUCGUGGGUGGAACGAUGACCCUCGCAGACGUCGUCGCGGUGUUCGUUGUGCACCGUCUCGGUCUCGUCUUUGAGUCGCAUUCCGCUCAAAAGUGGCUCCAGAACAUCAUGCAGCACAACCUGCCAGCCAGAAAUCAAAAGGCACGUUCCCACACGCCGGCGUUUACGUGUCACGUGUUUUUCUUUUGUUGCUCUUUCACGAAAUCUCUAACGCGACGAACGCCCCAGUGA